ACCACCCAACUAACUCUCUCUCUCUCUCUCUCUCUGAAAUUAAGCAGAGUUGAACAUACAUAAAGACAUAGAUAGUGCAGAGCAGAGCAAUUCGAGGCUACCCAUUUUCCUUUUAUUCACUAUAUAUACAGAAAAAUCAGUCCAAAUUAAUCUCAGUUUCUCUUUGCAUUGAGGGGGGAAAUGUCGGUGAGUUACACGGUGAAAGUGGAAGAAUCGAGGCCGGCGACCGGCGAAAAGCCAUCGGCGGGGCCGGUGUAUAGGUGCAUUUAUGCGAAAGAUGGUCUCAUGGAAGUGCCGGCAGGAAUGCAGUCCCCAUGGGAGUUUUUCAGUGAUUCUGCUAAGAGGAACCCAGAAAACCGCAUGCUGGGACGUCGCAAAAUCAUCGAUUCAAAGGCUGGUCCCUAUGUGUGGAUCACGUAUGGGGAGGCUUAUGAUUCUGCCCUAAGUAUGGGCUCUGCUAUUCGGAGCCGUGGUGUCAAUCCUGGAGACAGGUGCGGUAUAUAUGGAUCCAAUUGCCCCGAAUGGAUAAUCUCCAUGGAGGCUUGUAGCAGCCAUGCCAUAACUUAUGUGCCACUGUACGACACACUAGGUCCUAAUGCUGUGGAGUUCAUCAUCAAUCAUGCUGAAGUUUCGAUAGCUUUCGUUCAAGAGAACAAGAUACCUGCUGUACUAACAUGCCUUCCUAAGUGUUCUUCAUAUCUAAAAACCAUUGUCAGCUUUGGAGAGAUUUCUGGCAUUCAAAAGAAGGAAGCUGAAGACCUAGGUGUAUCUUGUUUCUCUUGGAAAGAAUUUGCUCUAUUGGGACGUUUGGAUCAUGAACUUCCUUCAAAACAGAGAACUGACAUCUGCACAAUCAUGUAUACAAGUGGAACGACAGGAGAGCCUAAAGGUGUUAUCUUAACUAACGAGGCUAUCAUGGCAGAAGUUUUGUCUACUGAUCAACUACUAUUAGAAACAGACAAAGCGUGUACGGCAGACGAUUCAUACUUCUCCUUCCUUCCUUUAGCCCAUGUGUAUGACCAGAUAAUUGAAACCUACUGCAUCUCCAGGGGCUCUUCAAUAGGAUUUUGGCAAGGCGAUGUCAGAUAUUUGAUGGAGGACAUUGUUGAACUGAAGCCAACCUUUUUUUCUGGGGUUCCUAGGAUUUAUGACCGGAUAUACACAGGUGUCAUGGGUAAAAUUUCAUCGGGAGGAGCAUUGAAGAAGGCAUUGUUCCAGUAUGCAUAUAAUUACAAAUUGGGGAAUCUGGAGAAGGGACUGAAACAGGAUGAAGCGGCUCCUCUCUUGGACAAGCUUGUCUUUAAUAAGAUCAAGCAAGGAUUAGGGGGGCAAACUCGGUUAAUGUUAUCUGGAGCUGCACCUUUGUCAAGACACGUGGAGGAGUUUCUGAGGGUUUCAUUCGGCUCUGUCCUAUCACAAGGAUAUGGUCUUACUGAGAGCUGUGGUGGUUGUUUUACAUCCAUAGCUAAUGUGUUUUCUAUGGUGGGAACUGUUGGAGUUCCCAUGACAACCAUUGAGGCAAGGCUGGAGUCGGUGCCAGAACUGGGAUACGAUGCGCUUGCUAGCGUGGCACGUGGUGAAAUCUGCCUGAGGGGGAAAACCUUGUUCUCUGGUUACCACAAGCGCCAAGACCUAACUGAAGAAGUUCUUGUGGACGGAUGGUUCCAUACAGGUGACAUUGGAGAAUGGCAGCCGAAUGGAGUAAUGAAAAUCAUUGACAGGAAAAAGAAUAUUUUUAAGCUGUCUCAAGGGGAAUAUAUUGCAGUGGAAAACCUUGAAAACACAUACUCGCGAUGCCCUCUUGUGACAUCUAUUUGGGUCUAUGGGAACAGUUUUGAAUCUUUCCCGGUAGCCGUGGUGGCUCCUGAUCGAAAGGCAUUGGAGGAAUGGGCAGCAAACAAUAACCAAACAGGAGAUUUCAAACAGUUGUGUGAAAACUUGAAGGCGAGGAAAUACAUUCUAGACGAGCUCAAUAGCACCGGUCAGAAGAACAAACUGAGAGGCUUUGAAAUGUUGAGAGCAGUUCAUUUGGAGCCGAAUCCUUUUGACAUUGAGAGGGAUCUUGUAACUCCAACAUUUAAACUGAAGAGGCCGCAGUUGCUGAAAUACUACAAGGGGUGCAUUGAUGAACUCUAUGAGGAAGCUAAGCGAAGAAUGGAAUGAUGUGUUAGAAUGUGAUAUCCGGAUAUAGAGACAACCGGCAUAUGCUUCAGAGUCUGAUUUCAGUAAAAGAAAUCACAAAAACACAUGCUCCCCCAGCAAGUUUGGAUGCCUUAUUCUUGCUCCUGGUUUUGUAUAUAAAUAUAUAUAGCAUCUGAAUGAAGUUUCCCCUAUCUGUAUGGUACUGUAUUUACGAAUCAUAUCUUUUCAAUAAUUCAUAAUUGGCAAGACACAUCCUCUGUUUAACA
Molecule: messenger RNA, 2408 nt
Organism: Rhododendron vialii
Lineage: Eukaryota; Viridiplantae; Streptophyta; Magnoliopsida; Ericales; Ericaceae
Product: probable CoA ligase CCL6
Exons: 19
Coding region: 181-2163 (660 amino acids)
Biological process (GO): fatty acid metabolic process; cutin biosynthetic process; wax biosynthetic process
Cellular component (GO): endoplasmic reticulum; membrane
Molecular function (GO): long-chain fatty acid-CoA ligase activity
Source: RefSeq, a predicted model, not a curated record